Molecule: messenger RNA, 1297 nt
Organism: Ornithorhynchus anatinus (platypus)
Lineage: Eukaryota; Metazoa; Chordata; Mammalia; Monotremata; Ornithorhynchidae
Gene: MLF2
Product: myeloid leukemia factor 2
Exons: 9
Coding region: 106-846 (246 amino acids)
Biological process (GO): regulation of DNA-templated transcription
Cellular component (GO): nucleus; cytoplasm
Source: RefSeq, a predicted model, not a curated record
CAGCCCCCUCCCCCCGCGCGCCCCCGCGGCCGGAUGGGCCCCUGAGCCGCCCCGCACUUCCGCGCCCCGGGGUCGGGGGCCGUGCCGAGCUCCGGGAGCUGCAGGAUGUUCCGAUUCCUGAGGGAUGGGGAGCCCGAGGACCCCAUGUUCCUGAUGGACCCGUUCGCCCUCCACCGCCAGCAGAUGAGCCGCAUGCUGUCCGGGGGCUUCGGAUACAGCCCCUUCCUCAGCAUCACGGACGGGACCGUGCCGGGGGCCCGGCCCGCCGGGCGCCGGAUACAGGCCGGGGCCGUCUCCCCCUUCGGAAUGCUAGGAAUGGGCGGCUUCAUGGACAUGUUUGGGAUGAUGAAUGACAUGAUCGGGAACGUGGAACACAUGACCACUGGGGCCAACUGCCAGACCUUCUCCUCCUCCACGGUCAUCUCCUACUCGAACCUGGGUGACGGCGCCCCCAAGGUCUACCACGAGACGUCCGAGAUGCGCUCCGCGCCCGGCGGGAUCCGGGAGACCCGGCGGACGGUGCGGGACUCGGACAGCGGGCUGGAACAGAUGUCCAUCGGGCACCACAUCCGGGAGCGGGCCCACAUCCUGCAGCGCUCUCGCAACCACCGCACCGGGGACCAGGAGGAGCGGCAGGACUACAUCAACUUGGAUGAGAGUGACGCGGCGGCGUUCGAUGACGAGUGGCGGCGGGAGACGUCGCGCUUCCGACCACAGCGUCCCCUGGAGUUUCGGCGUCACGAGGCUGGGGGCAGCGGAGGGCGCCGGGCCGAGGGACCCCCUCGCCUGGCCAUCCAAGGCCCCGAGGACUCCCCCUCCCGACAGUCCCGCCGCUACGACUGGUGAGGGCUCCAGGCCCCCAGCCCCUCUUGUACAGACCAUGAGGCCGAGGAUCCAAACCCCAAAACGACCCCUCCCCAACCCCGUCCCCUGAUUUAAUAUUAAAAAAUGAGCAGGUGAGCCAGCCCUCUCCUCCCCUCCCGCUGGGGAGGCAGCAGGGGGCACCUUUGACCCACCCCUCCCCCCUCCUCUUGCAUCCCCUUCCCUCCCCGACCGACGCCCCAGGGGUCCCCCAGGGGAACUUCUGUGGGUUUGGACUCAGCCCGUGAUUUUGGGUCCUUUCCCACCUCGGAGCCCCUGCCGGGGAGGGGAGGAAUGCGGGACCCUACAUUCCCCUGCCUUCCCCAGCCCACAACGCGCCGCCCUCCCCCCUUUUAUUUUUUUUUCUUUUUUGAUUUGUGCAACUUGUAUCUGGGUGUUUGCGGAAUAAAGGAGGAUGGAAAGGAGGAUGAGUGGA